CCGCUUUAAGGUGGUGUCCCUCCCCUAUCCGCUCCCUGCAGGUGACCCUUGUCCGCCUGCCUACUUACCCCCCACAAGCUGGAACCAAGAAGGCUGUGUCCCCCUUCCUCUGGGCGUCCUUCCCUGUCUCCUGCCGUCAGGUAAUGCCAACCUUGACCCCCCCCCAACCAAUUGCCCCAAUCAACCUUUGCUCCCCUGAUCUUAAGCCAGAUCAGACAUCGGAGGGGAGCCCAGAUACUUCUUUCUUCUACCCACAAGGGCUUCCCCUUCUAAUCACCGAUCCCCAGAGCUCUGGCUCCCUCUUCCUGGGGCAAGGAAUUGCUAAGAGCAGUUUCCUUCCGAAGCAUCUGAGAUUUUCACUGAUCUGCCUCUUCACCCUCCUCCCCAGCGUAGGAACACCUGGGUCCAACUUUCCCAGGACAUGUGGGGGUGGGGAUUGGAGGUGAAGCCCAGUGCCAGAUGUAAGGUAGGUGAGAUAGGAGUAUAUGCAGGGAAAAGUUAAAAUGGUACCAGCUGGGUUAGGGAUAGGGUGAAUUAUUUAGAGAAGAAAACAGCUGGGCUUCUCCUUAGCCAUGUGGCUCUUCCAGGGGCAGAGGGUGGCCCCUCCCUACUCAGGGGCCCAGCUAAGACUCACCUUUGACCCCCACCCCAGAGACCAGUGAACCAUUAACUCCUCUCUGAUGUGAGCCUUCCCACUCUGGCCCCACCUCUGGCCCCGCCCCAAGGUGGGGGGGCUAGAAAGCGGGGGCUUGUUGUCAGUCUCAGCCUUCUACCUGACGUGGCCUCCGUUCCACCUGGGCACCUGGUGGCUGAGACCAGGCUCCCCACCUCAACCCUCACCCAGGAAAAUCUUCACCUCCACUGCAAGGCCUGACGGGUACCCGAGGUGAAGGCUCUCAUGCUGCCAGUGGGGGCAGUCCUCAGGAUGUUCUGGGAGAAAUAGCAGCCCGAACCAGAGCCUCUGAUCCCUGUUUCCCCAAUGAUGGGGUCCCCAACGAGUCACCUGCUGGCUGGCCUGUGUGUGUUGGUGAUCUUUGGAUGGGUAGGGGGCUCAUCCGCCAACCUGGGCCCUGCUGAGCAGGAGCAGAACCACUACCUGGCCCAGCUGUUUGGCCUGUACGGGGAGAACGGGACGCUGACUGCAGGGGGGCUUGCGCGGCUUCUCCACAGCCUGGGGCUCGGCCGGGUUCAGGGGCUUCGCUUGGGACACCAUGGGCCUCCACCUAGUCGGGCUGCACCCCCAGCUGGAGACAAUUUCACACACAGGCUGCAGGACCCUGCGCUGAGUGUGGAUGUCUGGGCAGGGCUGCCUCUGGGUCCCUCGGGAUGGGGUGACCUGGAGGAGCCAAAUGCCCCCCACACUCCCCGUGGGCCAGCCCCCUCGGGCUUGGACCUCUUUCACAGGCUUCUGUUGCUGGACCAUUCACUGGCUGACCAUCUUAAUGAGGAUUGUCUGAAUGGCUCCCAGCUGCUGGUCAAUUUUGGCCUGAGCCCUGCUGCUCCUCUGACCCCACGUCAGUUUGCUCUGCUGUGCCCAGCCCUGCUUUAUCAGAUUGACAGCCGCGUCUGCAUCCAGUCCCCCAGCCCAGCGCCCCCACGGGAUCUACUAUCUGCCCUGGUUCAUAGUGCCCUGGCAGUCCUGUUGCUCAGCCUCCCUGCUCCCCUCUCCCUGCUGCUGCUGAGGCUCCUGGGACCUCGUCUCUUGCGGCCCCUGCUGGGCUUCCUGGGGGCCCUGGCCGUGGGCACUCUUUGCGGGGAUGCGCUGCUACACUUGUUGCCACACGCACAAGGAGGGCAACAUACAGGGCCUAGUGGGCGACUGGAGGAGGACCUGGGUCCGGGGCUGUCAGUGCUCGGAGGCCUCUUCCUGCUCUUCGUGCUGGAGAACAUCCUAGGGCUUUUGCGGCACCAAGGACUGAGUCCAAGUUGCUGCAGGUGGAAAAGACAGGAUCUCCAAAGACCAAAUGUGGACCCAGAGGAUGGCCAUGGGACAGCCCUUCAGCCCCUGCAGGCACCUCCAGAGCCAGGGGCUCAGGGCCGGAGGGAGCAGGAUAGCCAGCCAGCCCCUCCUGGGCACCCAGGCCACAGUCACGGGCACCAAGGUGGUGGUGGUACCAACAUCACGUGGAUGGUCCUCCUGGGAGACGGUCUGCACAACUUCACUGAUGGGCUGGCCAUAGGUGCUGCCUUCUCAGACGGCUUCUCCAGUGGCCUCAGCACCACCCUAGCAGUCUUCUGCCAUGAGCUGCCGCACGAACUGGGUGACUUUGCAAUGCUGCUCCAGGCAGGGCUGCCCUUUCAGCGGCUGCUACUGCUGAGCCUGGUGUCUGGAGCCCUGGGACUGGGUGGUGCAGCCUUGGGAGUGGGGCUCAGUGUGGGCCCUGUCCCCCUCACCCCCUGGGUAUUUGGGGUCACUGCCGGGGUCUUCCUCUAUGUGGCCCUAGUGGACAUGCUACCGGCCCUGCUACGUCCUCCUGAGCCCCUCCCUAUGCUCGAUGUGCUACUACAGGGGCUGGGGCUGCUGCUGGGGGGCAGCCUCAUGCUCACCAUUGCCCUGCUGGAGGAGCAGCUGUUGCCCCUGGCCUCUGAGGGCUAACAGGGGCCAGUGGAAAGGGGUGCAGGCUGCCCUUCCUUCCCCCUGACCACAGGAAUGGAGGCGGGACACAGGGCCAGUAGGAGCAAUAGGAUUUUAAUAAACAGAACCCAUCCCAAAGCCAUGACUACGACAGUUGUACUUGCACCGAAACAGCAUAGAA
Loxodonta africana (African savanna elephant) is the source of this 2756-nucleotide messenger RNA. It is a transcript of the gene SLC39A5, whose product is annotated as solute carrier family 39 member 5. The record is from RefSeq and is a predicted model, not a curated record. Lineage: Eukaryota; Metazoa; Chordata; Mammalia; Proboscidea; Elephantidae. The transcript has 11 exons. Gene Ontology annotation, molecular function: zinc ion transmembrane transporter activity; monoatomic cation:bicarbonate symporter activity. Gene Ontology annotation, biological process: intracellular monoatomic cation homeostasis; zinc ion import across plasma membrane. Gene Ontology annotation, cellular component: plasma membrane. The coding region runs from base 980 to 2596 and encodes 538 amino acids.